Messenger RNA from Cyprinus carpio (common carp), 3086 nucleotides. RefSeq names its product EF-hand and coiled-coil domain-containing protein 1-like. The record is from RefSeq and is a predicted model, not a curated record. Lineage: Eukaryota; Metazoa; Chordata; Actinopteri; Cypriniformes; Cyprinidae.
AGAGAGAGAGAGAGAGACAUCUCUGUCAACCCAAAGGGUGGAGUGGGUCUUUUGAAGACGCACACAACCACAAUCCCCGAGGCAAGAGGUUAAGGAAAGGAUUUGAAGUCAGCAAUGCAUUUUAAAUUAAGUUAAUAUUAGUUAGGCUAAAUGUUAAAUUGACACUGUAAUGUAAAGUAAUUACCUUUAAUACUCCUAUCGGGUAAGUUUCCGGUCAUUUAGAGCACAUGUUGCAAUUGCUCAAUGAUGUAAGUUGUUUUAAGAAAGAAAUGUACAAAAAAUGUAGUGUUUUGUGGAUGCCUUCAGUCAUGCAGGUUUCGCGGAUCCGCGCGGCGCGUAAAAGCGAGUGGCUCAAAUGCGCGCUCGCGCACCACUUCAACCCAGAAUCAGAUCUCUGCGUGGAAAACGAGAUCGUGGUUUUGGCAACCGGUGUGGACCAGUACAUCCAGGAGGUGUUUCAUCACCUCUCCUUUUACAACGGCGAUGAUCUCGUUUCGGAUGAGGACUUUAGUAGUCUGUGUUUGAUUUUGGGAAUCCCCGCGAGCGCGGAGACUGAAAACGUCACCUCAGAGCACCGGGACAUUUGCGAUGGACUUCCUCGUGUGCUUAACUUUAGAGAAUUCCACGCACGACUAUGUGGAUUAUUCUCGCUAAAAGCGCAAGAAGGGCAGAAGGGAGUUCGACUUCCGGUCAGUGAGGAGACCGAGCACGUCGAGCGGGAGAUCAGACUCCGGUGUCCCCGCGUCCGGAGGAGAAAGUGCGUCAGUUUUGAUCUGUCUGCCGACCACCAGAACCGGAAGAGGGCAGUGAGAUCGGGACAAUCUCAGAAUCCGGAUCAUCUGCAGAGUUCUGCUGCGGAAGCCAAGAGAGACGCAGUGGAUAUUAACCCUCAGAGAAGAUGGCAAGAGCAGCUAGAGUUGGAGAACGCCAGUCUGAGGGAGCUGGUGGAGGAUCUACGUUCAGCCCUCCAGAGCAGCGACGCGCGGUGUUUGGCACUGGAGGUUGCGUUACGCCGAAGAGACAUGCCGUCCCAAAAUACUGCUGAAACACAAAACUGCAAAACAAAAACACAGCAAUCCAAACACAUGGAAUGGGACUCCAGAAGAAGCACUAAAGACCUUCUACGAGAGCUGGAACUGAUCCGUGCUUCACGUGAUGGACAGCUGGAGGAAGCCAUGAGGUUUAACCAGAGGUUAGAGGAAGAGCUGAUGGCGGCUUAUGGAGAGAUUAGCAGGAUGCAGGAGAUGCUGGAUAGCGUCCGGACUGAAAACACACGGAUUAAGAAGAGGACUGAAGAGGUCAGAGAGUCACUGGCUGCAGGGCUGCAGGGUGUGAGGGCCUUACAAGAGCAGGCUCAACAAGCUGACCUGCUCCGAGAACAAGCCCAGAGUCUGGAGAGCCAGCUGGAGAAGUUCAGGGCCCAGUGCACCUGUGUGGAGCUAAAUAUGAACAAAAACGAAAUACUAGCUGAACCAUGUGGGUCUGGAUUUCCUUCCCUCACCAGUCAUGAUGAUGGCAGAAGAGAAGAAGACCUGCAGAGGUCAGUAGAGGGUCGAGCAGCAUCCGAUGAGGAAGAGGAGGAGAGGGGCAUGGAUGAAGGUCAGUGCUGCCACCUGGAGGUGAAACGGCUGAUCAACAGAUUACACAGCUGUGCCAAAGGGUGUCAGAAAGCUGCUAUCUGUAACUGGCUUGUCUCUCAGAGCUCCGCUCACAGCAAAGAACCUAAAGCACGUGUGUGGAUUCCUCAAGCAGAUGAGAGGGGAAAUGAAGCAGGAAAUAUGAAGCAGAAAGAGGUAGAGAGUUUGAGAGUUUGUCAUUCACUGCUGGAGGAGAGAGUGACUGACACGUUCACAUUACUGCUGCAGAUCCCACAUAAAAGAGUCUCUCGCAGGAUCUUGGGGAGAAUACUGAUCAACACACUAGAUCUGUGUACUAGAAAAAGCCACGACUGCACUCCGGUGGUUCAGGUGGUGGACACACUGUGUGGGCAGCUCCUCUCCAGUGACCUCCUGGAUGGAGGAGAGGAGGUCAGCGCUGGGUCACGACCUUCUGUGACCUCAGGUCACCGGAACACGUCCAAACCCCUUCUGAUGUCCUGCUGAGAGCUCACAGAUGCCCCACUUAAGACACUUUUCAUCAGGGUACAAAUUUUUAAGGCACAAAUUAUUACUGAAGUUAUCGCAAUAAAGAUUAUCAAACAAAUAUUUUUCAUUAAUUUAUAAGAAGGAAAUGAGUACAAGUAAAACAAUACCACAUUUGGUGCCUGACCAGCUCCUUCUUAAUUUAAAAGAAAUCUGCAGCCCUGUUACCCAUUCUGAGUUACUUAUUUAUUUUUAAUUAAAACAUUUAUUUGUAAUUAUUUAUCAUUAUUGCUAAAAAUAUUAAACACACCACAAAUCAGGGUUUUAAAGCAACUGUAUGUAAACUUUUUUUUUGAAAGUGAUGGAUGCUUUUGAAACACUGCUUUAAAAGCUUCAGAUGAGUUGAGUUGUGAAUCAUUUUUUUGAACACAUAAUUUUAAAAUACAAAAAUAAAAUCCAAACACACCCCACAGACGAACCAUUAUUUAGUUUUUACCUGAUCUCAGAUCAGUUUUAUACAUUUAUAGACAUUUUUAGUGAGACGGGUAUAAUUAAAAGGAACAGUGGUAUUAGUUUACAGUCUCUUAUUGGGCUCUUUAGCCAAGCCCUGAAUAGAUAAAAGAACACAUAUUAUAUAGAGACUUAAUAUUUAAUAUUAUUAGAUGAUUUGCUAAUUGCAUUUAAUAGAUUACACUUUCAACAAAGCAUUUGCAACGAGUUUGUAAAAGCUGUUUUGGCCUUGGUUUUUGCUGCAUUUACACUUCCUGACCAGCAGGCGUCACCAGUGUGGCGCUUUGAACACUUCGAAACAGUGAAUCAUUUUGCAAAGCAAUUGAUUCCGAUGAUUCAAAGGUUCGAAAAGGUUCAUUUCACCCAUCACAAAUAAGUAUGUAGUAUGUAAGUUUGGUGAACAGGUAUGAAAUUAGGUGAAAAGGGUGGAUUGAUUUACGGCAGCAACAAAUGCACAUGUAAAUAACUGACUUUCCUUGAAAGGGACUUUAAUAC